Molecule: messenger RNA, 651 nt
Organism: Phlebotomus argentipes
Lineage: Eukaryota; Metazoa; Arthropoda; Insecta; Diptera; Psychodidae
Exons: 4
Coding region: 1-651 (216 amino acids)
Source: RefSeq, a predicted model, not a curated record
AUGAAGAUCGGAAUAAUAUCUUUGGUGGUUUUCUUCGUGGCUUGCAACGAAGGUACUGAGAUUGCUUCCACGGCUCUUCUCUGUUGGCGAUGCAGUUCCAAUUCCACCGAUGGCGCCUUCUGUGACGAUCCAUUUGAUUCCAGCAAACUUAGUGAACAGGAGAAGGGAUAUACUUACGUGUACUGUGGCUUUCCACCUGGUCACCAAAGCUCCACAUCACGUCCAGUGUGCAGAAAAAUGAAGCAAAGAAUUACUGCUCUUUUCUGUUGGCGAUGCAGUACCGACUCCGCGAAUAGCGCCUUCUGCGAAGAUCCUUUCGAUCCUAGCACUUUUAGUGAACAGCAGAGACUCUGGAGUUACGCGAAUUGCUCCUAUUCAGCCGGUUACUUGAGUUAUUACGGCGACACACAGCCGAGUCCUGUGUGCAGGAAAAUCGUACAGAAAGUCUUCGACAGAGUCGUGAUAUCCCGUUCGUGUUUCUGGGAGGACACAUUAUUUAAAGCAUGUAGUGAUUCUAAUCCUAAACCCUCGUACAUCGAAACGGAAUCUUGUGAAUCUUGCACCAGCGAUGGGUGCAACGGCGCUUCGCAGUACGCUCCAAUUGCCUUUCUGAUGAUUAUUCCCGUCAUCCUGGCCAGGAUGCUUCAGUGA